Messenger RNA from Pecten maximus, 2329 nucleotides. RefSeq lists its product as uncharacterized. The transcript has 5 exons. The coding region runs from base 1 to 2292 and encodes 763 amino acids. The record is from RefSeq and is a predicted model, not a curated record. NCBI's taxonomy places the organism in Eukaryota, Metazoa, Mollusca, Bivalvia, Pectinida, Pectinidae. Gene Ontology annotation, molecular function: oxidoreductase activity.
AUGGAGGCUGUGCUGUUAGCUGUCGUGCUUUCUGCGCUGUCGGUAUCUUACGCCGACAUCCAGUCCAUAAGUUAUCCUGCCAAGCUUGAAGAGUUAUAUAAAGCCUUUGGUAGUAGUGAUGCGGUGGAGCGAAUAGGGGAAAGCAUUGGUAGCUACAGCAUUUCUACCUUCGCAUUUAAGAAUCACCAAAAGAUCAACCCGUAUGUGCCUACUGACGCUGUACGUAACUACAUCAACAAAGCAUCGCAGAAUAACUUCAGAACCAGGCGAAAACGGGCAUCUUUUUUACCCCAGGGACAGUAUAGGUUACGGAAGGAGUACCGGAUGAUGAGUAAUAAAGAGAGAAACACCUACCAUUAUUGUAUGAAUCAACUUAGAUUCAACACUACAGUUAGCGGUACGAGUGGAUAUGGGGCGUUGGAGUCUUUACACAAAGAAAACAUUAACGCUCACGGAGGGGUGAGCUUUCUGGCAUGGCACAGGGUCUACCUUUGGGCAUUAGAGAACGCAUUAAGAAAUUUAGGAGGUGAUUGCAGUCAGUUGACAUUGCCAUACUGGGACUGUACUGCAGAGUUCUACGCUAAUAGUAUCGCAGUCGACUCUGCAAGACAUUCAGCGAUCUUCUCAGAACAAUUCGCAGGGAGUGGGACUGGGUAUGUUCAGGAUGGACCGUUUAAAGAUUGGGGUCUUUUCAGACAGGUCGUGGAACAGGGGGAUUUGUUUAGCCGUGCCCGUAUUGAAGAGUUAAAGUCUGAUGGGACAAAUUAUUUAAUAGCAAAUCCAUUUUCUUAUUAUUCGUUAGAAAUGAAUCAUAAUGGAAUACACAGGUUUGUAGGAGGCGGUCUUUUGUCUAUAACUCUUGCCCCAAGAGAUCCUAUCUUCUUUUUACUGCAUUGCUAUAUCGAUUAUGUUUGGGAGGAGAUUAGACAGGCUAUGACAGAUAGAGGCCUGGAUCCAUCAGUAUACCCGUGGACAUGGGAUGAUGAUCACUCUAGUGAUAAAGCUAUGUCGGGGUUUCCGUCAUGGACAAAUGAGGAGGGGUAUUCUAACCUGUGGUAUGAGAGACAUGUACGGUACCAGCCGUCAUUCAGCUGUCAGGACGGCACUUGUAGCAAUACUGAAGGUUUGGAAUGCGUCAAUAUUGUAGACGAAGGUCAACAAUGUAUGGCGGUUCCUUUACAAGAUACGAAUAAUGGCAUUACAACUACUCCACCCAGUAAUGACAUAACAACGUCGUCACCCGACAAUGACGUAACAACAGCUCCACCCGAUAAUGACGUAACAACAGCUCCACCCGACAAUGACGUAACAACAGCUCCACCCGAUAAUGACGUAACAACUUCUUCACCCGACAAUGACGUAACAACUGCAUCACCCGAUAAUGACGUAACAACUGCCCCACCCGAUAAUGGCAUCACAACCCCUCCAACAAAUAUUGACACGUCUGUUCCACCGACCACUACACUACCGUGGUGGUUUUGGUUUGGGAGGAGAAGAAAACGUGAAGCAACUCGUCAAAGUCGCCAUGACUGUACUUCCAAACAUAUUGGUAGAGCCACACAAUCGAAGGUCCAUGUGUGUGAUAGUCACACUUGUCCAUCAGCACCGACGUCUAUGCAAAACACGUAUACAAUAAAUGACGUCACUGACGCUACUCAGUGGGUCUAUAUUCCAAUAAAAGUAAUCUAUGAAAGACCUCGAGGACUGAAAUUCCACGCUUUUGCUUCCUACAGUAGAAAAACCGCCCCGGCCAUCAAUUCAACCAUGGACAUAUUUGACCCAGCAUUCAACUCAUAUUUAGAACGGCACUUGUAUACCGGAGACGGCCGUCCAUACGAGUCCUGCCGAAUUAAUGAUGCAGGCUCCGCCAAAGUCUUUAUUAGGGCUGACGGCAUUAACUACAGUGGAACCUCUAUGGAAUAUGCAAUCGUAGACGAGCGAUUUCCACUAAGUUCGCAAAAAGCAUUCAUCCCGAUAAAGGACCCUACUGCUAAUCAUACAGAAGUGUGCUUAAUGGCGUAUGAUUCGUGUGGCCGACUCUGCCUUCCCACGUGUCACCUGAAGGGUACACAGCCGUCUUCAUAUACACCUUGUACCGGAUGUAUCAGAGUCACUAAUACCUUCCCUAAAAUGUACGGUCGGUCUAUUGCUGAUAUUGUCGCUAACCAAUGGACAUUCAACAAAGCUGCCAACACAGAAUUCCUUGACCCUGUCGAGUCAGAUAAGGAUACAUUUUUAAAGUUUGUGUGUGACGCUUCUUCAAAAUUUCCAUGGCAACGACAGAAACCUUGAUUGAAAUGCCUACAAUUAUUUCUCAACCAGGAAGGAA